Molecule: messenger RNA, 895 nt
Organism: Racocetra persica
Lineage: Eukaryota; Fungi; Glomeromycota; Glomeromycetes; Diversisporales; Gigasporaceae
Source: the annotation of a GenBank genome assembly
AUGCCUUUAAAAUAUUAUUAUAUUGUUCUAAUUGGUCACACUCCAGAUAUUUAUAAUACUUUAGAAGAAUGUGAUGAACAAGUGAACAACUUUACAUCAUCCUACUAUAAAAAAUUUUCAACGAUAGAAGAAGCCAACGAAGAAUUCGAAAGAUAUCAAACAAGAGUUAAAAGAAAGCAAGAAAAAUUAAAUUCUGAUGAUAAAAUAAUUAUAUACACAGAUGGUUCUCACAAAAACAAUCAAAAAGGAUUAUAUGCAGGUAUUGGAGUUUAUUAUGAAGAUAGAAGUAAAGAAAUCACUGAACCUUUACCAGGAGACUUACAAACCAAUAAUCGCGCAGAAUUAUAUACAGUAAUUCGUGCAUUGGAAACAUGUGAGGAUCAAAAUAGAGUAAUUGAGAUUAAAUCAGAUAGCCGUAUUGACGGAAAUGAAAUAGCAGACAAAUUAGCAAGACGUGGUGCUACUAUUAAAAUGAAUGAGAGCAAAAAAUUAUCUCCUUACAAUGCAUUUAUGAAAACAAAUUUACCCUUUGUUAAAAAGAAUAAUCCAAAUUUAGAACAUAAAGAUGCGUUUAAAUUAGUCAUUUGGUUCUUCUCUGAAGAACGAAAAAGGCACAGAGCAUCGUCCAAGAUUAAGAAUAAAGAGAUGUCUCAAUCAUCAAACAAUUCAGAUAUUGAUAUUCAAACUUCUGUUAAUAAAGGUCACAUUACCGAAUACAUACAAAUCAAGUUGAGUGAUAAGCAAAAUGCUCUUCUUGACAGAAAGCAUCGAGACUUUUUGAAGCAACAUAAGUUUAUUCUCGAUAAGAACAAUAUCGUUGAAGCAACUACUAAAGAUUUUUUAUUAGAAUUACUUUAUCCUGAAGCAAAAUUAGCAAAUAUUAAAUUUAAAAAUG